UUGAACUGACCGCAGACCCUGUCGUUCCUCAGCAGUCCCAACAACAGGAGCCUUUGAACUGCCCGCAGACACUGUCGUUCCUCAGCAGUCCCAACAACAAGAGCCUUUGAACUGCCCGCAGACCCUGUCGUUAAUUCCUCAGCAGUCCCUGCAGCAAGAGCCUUUGAACUGCCCGCAGACCUUGUCGUUCCCAGCAGUCCCUGCAGCAAGAGUCUUUGAACUGCCCGCAGACCCUGUCGUUCCUCAAUAGCCCCAGUACAAGGAGAGUCCUUGAACAGCCCGCAGACCCUGUCGUCCAGUCCCUGAUCACAGCCCCAAGAUGUCGCGAGGUCUCGUGCUUCUCAUCGUCGCCACGGCAGCAGCGUCGGCGCAGGCUGCCUAUUCGGCUUGCUAUUGGGCGGUGAAUGAUGCCAUGAAAGCUGUGCCAACAGCUGCACAGUUGUCUGCUUGCUCGUCACAGUGUUCGGCCAACGCUGCGGAUAUUCAGAAAUUUUUGGCAAACCCAAACUGCUCUAUGUCCGCUGACCCGUACGACGCGGCUACAUGCGAUCCAAUUAUUGCCAACUGCACGAAGUGCGUGCUGAAGGCAGCCAAACUUCUGAAGGCAGACAACACGUUCGACGAGACGGCCUUCAAAGCAACCACAUUGCAGAACAAAUGCAGCGCUGACGCCAAGUUCAAAGCCGCGUACCCGACGUGCAAGAACUCCACCAUGAAAUAUUUGAACUUAAGCCGGCUAUUCCGAUGUCUCUUUACUGCUGUAAACCCCUGAGAUGCACGGAAGAACAUGGAGGGGUGAUGUCACGGGAGAACAUGGACGGGCGAUGUCACGGGAGAACAUGGACGGGUAAUGUCACGGAAGAACAUGGAGGGGCGAUGUCACGGAAGAACAUGGACGGGUGAUGUCACGGAAGAAU
This is a messenger RNA of Hyalella azteca, 917 nucleotides long. RefSeq lists its product as uncharacterized. NCBI's taxonomy places the organism in Eukaryota, Metazoa, Arthropoda, Malacostraca, Amphipoda, Hyalellidae. The coding region runs from base 320 to 772 and encodes 150 amino acids. The record is from RefSeq and is a predicted model, not a curated record. The transcript has 5 exons.